Molecule: messenger RNA, 1064 nt
Organism: Oryza brachyantha (malo sina)
Lineage: Eukaryota; Viridiplantae; Streptophyta; Magnoliopsida; Poales; Poaceae
Product: GDT1-like protein 5
Exons: 12
Coding region: 86-784 (232 amino acids)
Biological process (GO): Golgi calcium ion homeostasis; calcium ion transmembrane transport; manganese ion transmembrane transport
Cellular component (GO): Golgi apparatus
Molecular function (GO): calcium ion transmembrane transporter activity; manganese ion transmembrane transporter activity
Source: RefSeq, a predicted model, not a curated record
CUACUACUGCCUUCCCGCAACCACGCCUCCCCCUCCCCUCCCCUCCCCUCCCGCCGCCGAGAUCGGACCCUCCUCCUCCUCCGCCAUGGCGCCGUCUCUGCUCGGGGGGUUCACCAAGUCGCUGGCCAUGACCGUGCUCUCGGAGAUCGGCGACAAGACCUUCUUCGCCGCCGCGAUUUUGGCUAUGCGCCAUCCCCGGAAGCUCGUCCUUGCUGGCUGUCUCACUUCAUUAACAGUGAUGACAAUUCUAUCAGUUUCACUUGGUUGGGUUGCGCCAAAUCUGAUAUCACGUAAAUGGACUCAUCAUGUGACCACUCUGCUGUUCAUUGUGUUUGGCAUUUUGUCAUUGUGGGAAGGCUUCAAAGAAGAUGGAGAUUCAGAAGAAUUGGCUGAAGUGGAAGCUGAGCUGGAUGCUGACUUCAAAAGCAACAAAGCAGAAUCCAAAAAUAAAUCUAAGGUUAAUGAUGAUGCAAAGAAGAAGCAAAGACCAUUUGUUUUGCAGUUCUUCUCACCAAUUUUUAUAAAGGCAUUUUCCAUUACAUUCUUUGGAGAGUGGGGUGAUAAGAGCCAAAUUGCUACUAUUGGCUUGGCUGCCGAUGAAAACCCAUUCGGUGUUGUCCUGGGAGGAGUCAUGGCGCAAGCACUCUGCACUACUGCUGCUGUUAUGGGAGGAAAAAGCUUGGCCUCUCAAAUAUCUGAAAAAAUGGUCGGAUUGUCCAGCGGAGUGCUAUUCCUGCUGUUUGGUAUUAUGUCAUACCUUUCAGGACCAGAAGGAGAGCUGUAAUGACUCCAGGAAAUUCACGCGAAGUGUUAAUCGUGGCUGGUUAACAAGCUUGCUUUCACUACGACUUAAAUCUUAUCUGAGUAGAUGGACGAUGGCGACAAAGUGCUGAUCCGUUGCAAGCAAGAUGACGAGUCCUUAGCUUAGUCAACACAUUGUAAACAUUUCACUCAUCAUUCAUAAAUAACAAGAUGGUACCAAAGACUAUACUGGGUGCUUCGUGUUAGUCCCAGCACAAGUCAACAUUCAGCCAAAACUGCCGGAGUGGUUGCUACAUACUGCC